Molecule: messenger RNA, 1328 nt
Organism: Dinoponera quadriceps
Lineage: Eukaryota; Metazoa; Arthropoda; Insecta; Hymenoptera; Formicidae
Product: trypsin-1-like
Exons: 11
Coding region: 27-1328 (433 amino acids)
Biological process (GO): proteolysis
Molecular function (GO): serine-type endopeptidase activity
Source: RefSeq, a predicted model, not a curated record
UUCGUUCCUUGUCUUCUCCUCGCCGGAUGUUUUGCGCGCCAGCCCACGUUUACAGACUCAAUGCAGGAAGUAACGACAAAUACGCGGGCCGCUAUUAUCGAGUUAAAAGGAUCGUUCGACACCCUGCUUACGAUUCCUUGACGAUCGAUUACGAUAUCGCCCUUCUCGAGCUCGACGACGAAAUCAGAUUUAACGAUAGCGUGCAGCCAGUGAAGCUGGCGGAAAAGGAACUCCCGAGCGGCGUUAUGGUGAACAUUACCGGAUGGGGUACGAUGACGCCUGGUGGAUGGGUGUCACCCCUGUUAAAGAGAGUGUCGCUCCCGACUGUGAAUAGAAGAACUUGUCAACUGAAAUACUGGUUCAUACACAACGUCACCGAUAGGAUGAUCUGCGCAGGUUAUCUGGAUCGGGGCGGCAAGGAUGCGUGCAAAGGUGAUUCGGGCGGGCCUCUCACCGCCAAUGACAUCCUCUACGGAAUCGUAUCCUGGGGAUACGGAUGCGCUAAUCCGAAUUAUCCUGGCGUUUACACCAACGUCGUAGCCUUUCGUCCGUGGAUAAAAUGGAUCAGCGGUUGCGAAAGAAUGUCCGAAAAAUUGAUCCCGUUACUUUGCGUUCUGCUGGUGUACACCGUUAAUACCGAAAGGCAGCAAUAUGUGGACAUCGCGGAUUACCCAUACCACGUAUCGAUCCAAAUAACGGGACAACACGCUUGCAGCGGCGCAUUCAUACACGAAUCCUGGAUUAUGACCGCGGCAUCCUGCGUUUUUAGGACAGAAUUGCCGAUGAUAACCGUGCGUGUCCGUACAUCCAACAUUUCCACGGGUGGUGAUGUAUUGGAGAUAAGCAACAUUGUAGUGCAUGAAAAUUUCGAUAAGUACGUGUACUUCAACGAUAUAGCGCUUAUCAAACUGAAAAUCCCCGCGGAGUUUGGAGAGAAGUUGCUACCAAUCGGACUACCUGAGAAAGGGAGUCGAGCAGACCGCGAUAGAGCAACGUGUGUCGUGACCGGCUGGAAGCGAACUCUGGGCCGGCCAACUGGAGGGAGCGUGGAACUCGCAGUGGCUGCUGUGGCGAUCGUAAAUCACGAUACGUGUGCCGAGAUGUUGCCGCGCUACAAGCCGUUGUCUAAGGAGAUGCUGUGCGCAUGCAACGCGAGCCGCGGCGCGGAAACGUGUCAGGGUGAUCCAGGUGCGCCUUUGGUGUCGGAACAGACGUUGAUCGGUGUCCUAUCCUACGGAUUAGGAUGCGAAACCAAUAUACAUCCAGGAGUGUAUACUCGUGUCAGCAGUUAUUUAUCUUGGAUCUUUGCAAACUCAGGUAUUAAUUAA